UGAUUCCUUCCCUCCAUGGCAGUCCCAUCAUCAGCCGGAUUCGGAUUUAGCGCGUGGCUGCGAGACCAACACGCCGCCGCCUCCGUGGCGUCCUCCCGCCUUACCUUUUUAGGGUUUUGGGCCUUCAUCUUCCAGCUAGGGUUUAACUGCAGAUGUUGGGAUUGUGGAGGAGAAGGGAAGCUGCUGCUUCUGCUGCCGCGGCUUUGUGGAAGUGUAGAACCGUUUACACGGCUAAGGAAUGCAGAGCGGUAGUGCUGCCGCGGUUCGGUGGGCCGGGGGUAUUGGAGCUUCGCUCGUCUGUUCCAGUCCCCGAUCUCAAGCCGCAGGAAGUGCUUGUGCGCGCCCAUGCCGUAUCUAUCAAUCCUCUGGAUCUCCGGGUGAGAUCAGGGUAUGGUCGGUCAAUAUUUGAGCCCCUUUUGCCCCUAAUUUUGGGUCGUGAUGUUAGCGGUGAAGUUAUAGCCACAGGAGCUUCGGUCUCAUCACUGUCCAUUGGGCAAGAAGUUUUUGGUGCCCUGCAUCCAACGGCUGUGAGAGGCACUUAUGCGGAUUAUGCCAUUCUAUUAGAAGAUGAGUUAUCUGUGAAACCAUCUUCAGUAUCUCAUGUGGAAGCAAGUGCUGUUCCUUUUGCUGCUUUAACAGCAUGGCGAGCCUUGAAAUGCACUGCUAGAAUUUCUAAGGGCCAUAGAUUGUUGGUAUUAGGUGGAGGCGGGGCUGUUGGAUUAGCUGCAAUUCAACUUGCUGUAGCUGUCGGUUGCAGUGUGUCAACUCUCUGUGGAAGUAAGAGUAUUGAACGUGUAAUGUCAGUUGGCGCUGAGGAGGCUAUUGAUUAUAGAACUGAGGAUGUUCAGUCAACAAUCAGAGGGCAAUUUGAUGCUGUUUUGGAUACCAUAGGGAUGCCUGAAACUGAAAGAAUCGGUGUAAAUAUUUUGAAAAAAGGCGGGCAUUAUAUGACUCUGCAGGGAGAAGCAGCAUCUUUUGCUGAUAAAUAUGGUUUAGCUUUUGGUCUUCCUGCUGCUACAGCUAUUCUGCUGAAGAAGAAGCUUCAAUACAAAUAUUCUCAUGGAAUUGAGUAUAGCUGGACAUACAUGAGAGCUGAUGCUGAAGGGCUGGAUGAAAUUGGGAGACUGUUAGAGGCUGGGAAGAUGAAAAUACCUGUGGAGAAGACAUUCCCUAUUGCGGAGGUGAGGCAGGCUCAUGAAGCAAAAGAGAAAAGGCUUAUACAUGGUAAGGUAGUUCUGGAGCUUUACUGAUUAAAGUUUUCCUGCUUGGAAUCAUAGAUUUUUAUGUAUAAAUCAUGCAAUUUUUUUUUCUUCAUAUUAAUUGUAAUUUGCUCUUCUUUUUGGUGAUGAAUAAAUUAGUUGCAUAAAUGCCCCCCUUAACUUUUAGUUUUUCAUAA
This is a messenger RNA of Phalaenopsis equestris, 1396 nucleotides long. RefSeq names its product reticulon-4-interacting protein 1, mitochondrial. NCBI's taxonomy places the organism in Eukaryota, Viridiplantae, Streptophyta, Magnoliopsida, Asparagales, Orchidaceae. The transcript is spliced from 7 exons. The record is from RefSeq and is a predicted model, not a curated record. The coding region runs from base 153 to 1250 and encodes 365 amino acids. Gene Ontology annotation, molecular function: oxidoreductase activity.